AUGUCCUUUUCCUUCGAAAUCAAUCCACGACUUUUGACCGAUCUUCCUCCUCCUCCUCUACCAUCCCAUCAAGCUCUCCGCUCAGUCUAUGACUACCAACAGCAUCCACUCCUACCUCUUGAACAAGCUUGUCAACCCCUCCACGAUAUUCUCGGCAACGAACUACAACUCUACAUGACGAUCGCCAAACUCAACUGCCAACAGCCCAAACAAGGCCUCACACAAGAUGAAUCAGCAUCCAUCUAUUUGUACACAAUGGAAUGGAAUGAGCCACACCACAGUCUUCACGUUCUUCUCAAUCAAGCUCUUUCUUCUCUCGAUCCCAAUCAACUGCAACCUUGGCUCAACUAUCUCAAACUAUUCUACACAGCACUCUUCAAACUACCGUAUGCUGAGUGUGAUACACUGUGGCAUGGUGUGGCGAAGGACGUUGCUGAAGAGUUUCGCGAAGGAGAUGAAGUGACAUGGUGGUCGUUGACUUCGAUGACAUCUUCGUUUGAUGCUCUUCAGUCUCCGAUGUAUUUAGGAAGAGAAGAAGUGCAGACGGUGUUUUCGAUCGAGACGAAGUAUGGAAAGUCGAUUCGAGAGCACUCGCAUGUUCAGAAUGACGAUGAGAUAGUUCUUCUUUCUGGCGUAACGGUGAAAGUGAUUGGGUCGUCGAAGGGUGAAGACGGAAUUCAGAUAGUUCAGUUGCGUGAGGUUGACCUAGAUGGAGGUAACUUAGUGAACUCUUGUUCACCAAUAGAAGAAUACCAUAAUCCAAACCUUGAAAGAAUCAUUCGAUCGUUAGGAGAGCACGAACAUUUACUUUUAGAAUCGAUGAAUCUAAAUGAUCAAGAUAUGGAGAUUGUCGUCAAAUUAGCUCUAGUUGAAAAGAAUUGUGGGGCAAUCGAUCUUCGCAACAAUAGGAUAACAUCUGUGGGUGCAUCUAUCUUGGCUCAGGCACUUCCUGGACGUUAUUUUUUCUGUUUAAAAUUAGAUGAAAAUCGCAUACUGGAUGCAGGCGUUCAGUCGCUUGCUAAAGGAUUGGGAACUGAUAGAGGUGCUAUGAAAAUGCUUCACUUGAAUUCGGUAGGAAUGUCCGACGCUGGUUGCGAAUACCUGGCCGAAAUGCUACAAAGAAAUCCCUAUAACAUGUAUCUAACUUUAAACGACAAUGAUAUUAGCGAUCGAGGAGUUCGCAUAUUGCUUGAAACAAUAAUGUCUCCUGACUGCAAUACCUCACUUCUGACUUUGUCUGGCAACAAACGAAUAACUGAUGCAAGUGUUGACAUCAUCUGCUCUUCGAUGUUCGCACGCCAUUAUUUCCAGCAAAUGCAUGUGCGUAACUGUAGCUUUUCCAGUGCGGGCAAAGAGAAACUUCAGCUUGCAGCUCAACAACGUCGUGGUUUUACCAUUUAUGUGUAA
Molecule: messenger RNA, 1407 nt
Organism: Adineta ricciae
Lineage: Eukaryota; Metazoa; Rotifera; Eurotatoria; Adinetida; Adinetidae
Source: the annotation of a GenBank genome assembly